CUUUCGGCCCAGGUACGACCCCCUCGGCCAUGGUGGAGCGGCGGCGGCCGCAGCUCGAGGAUCAGCCAGGGCAUACUGAAUCAUCAGGACUGCCUGAUGGUGCAGCAAGCAUCAUGAGUAAGCAAGGAGCAGGCUGUUCCUUAUCACGUGCAUAAGGGGAAGAAGGUUUAAAAAAACGUCUCUUAAGCUGUGUUUCCUCACUGAUGGAGAAUUAUUUCCAGGCAGAAGCUUAUAACCUGGACAAGGUGUUAGAUGAAUUUGAACAAAACGAAGAUGAAACAAUUUCUCCUACUUUAUUGGACACAAAGUGGAAUAAGAUUUUAGAGUCCUCUUCUCAUCGACUAUCAUUUAAUCCUACGCUGGCCAAUGUGAAUGAACCUGCAGUUUCUAGUGAAUCACAAUCACCAUUGAAAGUCUUCUCCCUGGCGCAUCCAACAACAGUGACCAGGGAGGAAGAAGAUACAUGUGCUAAUGGACAGGACUGUAGUCUAAAUCCAGAAAUUGCCACAAUGUGGAUUGAUGAAAAUGCCAUUGCAGAAGAUCAGUUAAUGAAGAGAAACUGUACUCUGGAUGCUCAGUGCAGUGCUGUUGAAGUGGGAGAGAAGAAAUGUGGAAAUCUAACUUGUCUGCCAGAUGAUAAGAAUGUUCUUGUUGUAGCUGUCAUGCAUAACUGUGAUAAAAGGACAUUACAAAGUGAACUUCAGGAUUGUAAUAAUUAUAAUAGUCAAUCCCUCAUGGAUUCUUUUAGUUGUUCACUGGAUAAUGAAAAUAGACAAACUGAUCAAUUUAGUUUUAGUAUGAAUGGGUCCACUGAAAAAGAUAUGAACUCAGAGAAACUAAUGGAUCCAUUGAAUAGACCAAAAACAGAGGGGGAUUCUGUUAACCACUUGUAUGGUACUCCAUCUGAUAAUAUAGCCAGUGCCUGUUCCCCAGUACAGUUAAAGGAUGAUGAAAAUAUAAGUAGAGACCCUUCUAUGUCUGUGAUUACAGGUUUAACAGUUGAUUCAGUGAUCUCAUCCCAGGGAACAGAUGGAGAUCCUGCUGCUAACAAACAAGAGGACAAUCCUCCAGAUGAGGGUCUUACAGGCAAAACCAGCUCUCCUAGGACAGAUCCAGGGAGUCUAAGCUCUCUUUCCCAUUUGAGUGAGGAGAUUUUGACAGAAAAAAAGCCAACAGAGGAGAGAACAGCUGAAGAACAACACUUGUCUGGCUUAUCUUCAUAUCUCAAACCAGACAUGAAAAAUGGGUCCCAAAGGGAUGAUAACUGCAAACAAUCUUCAGGUUGUGUUGUGCCUAGUGAAGUUAGGGCUGAUGAAAAUGAAGUUUAUGAGCAUGAAGAAAUUCUUGGCACUACAGAAUUUCCUAAAUUGACAGAGCAUUUCUCUGGCCCUCAGGAGAUGACUAAUUGGAAAUUGACUAAGCUAAAUGAGAUGAGUGAUAGCCAAGUAAAUGAAGAAAAUCAAAAGUUUUUACAGCUUGAGGACACUAAUGGUGAUAGUGAAGGGGAAUGUGCUGGAAUGGCAGAUGCAGGUCUUGAUAGCCAAGGAACUUACACAAGUCAAAGUGAAGGAUGUGAUUUCUCCACAAUUGUAGAUACACCAGCAAAUUCCCUGUCUAAUGGUUGUGAUUCCUAUGGAAUGCAGAGCCCAGUUGUUUCUUUUGUUCCAAAGACUUUACCCUCCAAAGAAGAUUCCGUAACCGAAGAAAAGGAAAUAGAAGAGAGCAAGUCAGAAUGCUACUCAAAUAUUUAUGAUCAGAGAGGAAAUGAGGCCACAGAAGGGAGUGGACUACUUUUAAAUAGCACUGGGGACCUGAUGAAGAAAAAUUAUUUACAUAAUUUCCCUAGUCAAGUUUCUUCAGUACAUGGGCAGUCUUCCCCCAAGAUAGUAGCAAACCUGCAAACUAUCAGUGUUCCUUUUGGUGGUGCAAGACCUAAGCAACCUUCUAAUCUUAAACUUCAAAUUCCAAAGCCAUUAUCAGACCAUUUACAAAAUGACCUUCCUGUGAACAGUGGAAAUAACAUUAAAAACAAAAAUGAUAUUCUUGGGAAAGCAAAGUUAGGGGAGAACACAGCAACCAAUGUAGGCAGUGCAUCUAUGGGAAAUAACUCUAUUGCUGAUACAAAUGGGGAACAUUUAGAAAGUUAUGAGGCUGAGAUCCCCAGUAGACCGUGCCUUGCAGUAGCCCCAGAUAGCCCAGAUAAUGAUCUCAGAGCUAGUCAGUUUGGAAUUUCUGCCAGAAAGCCAUUUACCACUCUAGGUGAGGUGGCUCCAGUAUGGGUACCAGAUUCCCAGGCUCCAAAUUGCAUGAAGUGUGAAGCACGGUUCACGUUCACCAAAAGGAGGCAUCAUUGUCGAGCAUGUGGGAAGGUUUUCUGUGCUUCCUGCUGUAGCCUGAAAUGUAAAUUGUUAUAUAUGGAUCGAAAGGAAGCUAGAGUAUGUGUAAUCUGCCACUCAGUGCUAAUGAAUGCUCAAGCCUGGGAGAACAUGAUGAGUGCCUCAAGCCAGAGCCCUAACCCUAACAAUCCUGCUGAAUACUGUUCUACUAUCCCUCCCUUGCAGCAAGCUCAGGCCUCAGGAGCACUGAGCUCUCCACCUCCCACUGUGAUGGUACCUGUGGGAGUUUUAAAGCACCCUGGAGCAGAAGUGGCUCAGCCUAGAGAGCAGAGGAGAGUUUGGUUUGCUGAUGGGAUCUUACCCAAUGGAGAAGUUGCUGAUGCAGCCAAAUUAACAAUGAAUGGAACUUCCUCUGCAGGAACUCUGGCUGUGUCACAUGACCCAGUCAAGCCAGUAACUUCUAGUCCUCUACCGGCAGAGGCGGACAUUUCUCUAUUCUCUGGGAAUAUAACACAAGUUGGAAGUCCAGUUGGAAGUGCAAUGAACCUAAUUCCUGAAGAUGGACUUCCUCCCAUUCUCAUUUCUACUGGUGUAAAAGGAGAUUAUGCUGUGGAAGAGAAACCAUCACAGAUAUCAGUAAUGCAGCAAUUGGAGGAUGGUGGUCCUGACCCACUUGUAUUUGUUUUAAAUGCAAAUUUGUUGUCAAUGGUUAAAAUUGUAAAUUAUGUGAACAGGAAGUGCUGGUGUUUCACAACCAAGGGAAUGCAUGCAGUGGGUCAAUCGGAGAUAGUCAUUCUGCUCCAGUGUCUACCAGAUGAAAAGUGUUUGCCAAAGGAUAUCUUUAAUCACUUUGUGCAGCUUUAUCGAGAUGCCCUGGCAGGAAAUGUUGUGGGCAACUUAGGACAUUCUUUCUUCAGCCAGAGUUUCCUUGGCAGUAAAGAACAUGGUGGAUUUUUGUAUGUGACAUCUACCUACCAGUCGCUACAGGACCUGGUACUUCCAACCCCACCUUACUUGUUCGGGAUUCUUAUCCAGAAAUGGGAAACUCCUUGGGCUAAAGUGUUUCCCAUUCGACUAAUGUUGAGACUUGGAGCAGAAUAUCGACUUUAUCCUUGCCCACUGUUCAGUGUCAGAUUUCGGAAGCCAUUAUUUGGGGAGACGGGGCAUACCAUCAUGAAUCUUCUUGCAGACUUCAGAAAUUACCAGUAUACUUUGCCUGUAGUUCAAGGGUUGGUAGUUGACAUGGAAGUUCGGAAAACAAGCAUCAAAAUACCCAGCAACAGAUACAAUGAGAUGAUGAAAGCUAUGAACAAGUCCAAUGAGCAUGUCCUGGCAGGAGGCACCUGCUUCAACGAAAAGGCAGACUCUCACCUCGUUUGUGUACAAAAUGACGAUGGAAACUAUCAGACCCAGGCAAUCAGUAUUCACAAUCAGCCCAGGAAAGUGACUGGUGCCAGUUUCUUUGUGUUUAGUGGAGCUCUGAAAUCCUCUUCAGGAUACCUUGCCAAAUCUAGCAUUGUGGAAGAUGGCGUUAUGGUCCAGAUCACUGCAGAGAACAUGGAUUCCUUGAGGCAGGCGCUUCGGGAGAUGAAGGACUUCACUAUCACCUGUGGCAAGGCAGACGCCGAGGAUCCCCAGGAACAGAUCCGCAUUCAGUGGGUGGAUGACGACAGGAACGUUAACAAGGGUGUUGUAAGUCCUAUAGAUGGAAAGUCUAUGGAGUCUAUAACAAACGUGAAGAUAUUCCAUGGAUCAGAGUAUAAAGCAAAUGGAAAAGUCAUCAGAUGGACAGAGGUGUUUUUCCUAGAAAAUGAGGACCAGCAUAAUUGCCUGAGUGAUCCUGCAGAUCAUAGCAGACUGACUGAGCAUGUGGCCAAGGCCUUUUGUCUUGCUCUCUGUCCCCACCUAAAGCUUCUGAAGGAAGAUGGAAUGACAAAACUGGGAUUACGUGUGACACUAGACUCAGAUCAGGUUGGCUAUCAAGCAGGGAGCAAUGGCCAGCCCCUUCCUUCACAGUACAUGAAUGAUCUGGACAGCGCCUUGGUGCCGGUGAUCCAUGGAGGUGCCUGUCAGCUCAGUGAAGGCCCUGUCGUCAUGGAACUUAUCUUUUAUAUUCUGGAAAACAUCGCCUAGACAGGACUUCAUUUUUUUCUGUUCAGACCGGUUGCAACAGCAGUCAUACCCAAAUCAUUUGCACUUUAAAACUGGAAGAUUAAGCUUUUGUUAACACUAUUAAUGGGGGGGGGGGGGUGGAGGGAGGGAGUGGAAUAGAAUGGGAGUAGGGACCUAGGUGUCAAGGGUGGGAUGGGGUGGUUGGGGGGAACAGAUGUUCCACAAUUUUAAAACUUCUAUGCAUCGUCCACCAAGAAGACCUGGAGAGCUUCUGUUACUGCACAACAGUUACGCUAUCUUUGCAGCUAAUCCCCUCCUCUUAUGUCUUAGACAAGAAUUCUGCUCCUCUCUUUUAAGAUUACUUAUGGUCAUGUGCUCAGAAAUGCUCAAAAUGGGUACAACCAUCACCAAGGCUGGGGUGGGAGGGCAGAGGGGAAAUAAACAAUGAAGCAUCAA
Messenger RNA from Dipodomys spectabilis (banner-tailed kangaroo rat), 4904 nucleotides. It is a transcript of the gene Zfyve9, whose product is annotated as zinc finger FYVE-type containing 9. Gene Ontology annotation, cellular component: early endosome membrane. Gene Ontology annotation, biological process: endosomal transport. The record is from RefSeq and is a predicted model, not a curated record. The transcript has 19 exons. Bases 204 to 4469 code for a protein of 1421 amino acids. Lineage: Eukaryota; Metazoa; Chordata; Mammalia; Rodentia; Heteromyidae. Gene Ontology annotation, molecular function: metal ion binding.